UUCACGUUGAUUGGAUACCUUAUGUUUCCUCAGUGUUUAUAAACUGGGACGAGGAGGUGUGCCUGGCUCAGUGUACGGCGCAGGCGCAGACUACACUGACAGUGUUCUUGAUCGUGAAGUAUCGGUAAAUCAAGGGAAUUUUGGAGGGCAUUGGUCCAUAUAAUUAUAAUUCAAGAAUAUUGUGUAAGACGAGUGAAUCAAGCCAGAAAAAUCAGUUAAAACCUGAGUGACACAAGACUGCACUGCUUUGAGCGUGAGAAAUGUGACAAUCCAACACAACGAAACUAUUGUGGGGUACACCAACUUGUUAACAGACAUGCAACGCUGUUUGGGAUAUCACAAGAUUAUUGAGAAACAUGCAAGGUUGCCCUUCGUGUAAUACUGUUCAAACAAUAUACCGGCAACAAAACACCAAGAUACUGUUAAUGCACACAGAGCGGGAACUGUAUCACGAGAUCUACCAUUUAUGACACAAGCGUGCAUUGAUCUUUGCAUGACUGGUGUGAUCCAAACACACCUGUUGUGAACAUUACAGACUAUUGUCUGUACCAGAUUAUUACCGGACAUGCACGAAUGUUGUGAAUACUACAUGAGUGUUGAGAAACAUGCCCAGUUGCGAUGUAUGCGAUAAGGUUAACACUUUUUACAGGAAACAAAGUGCUGAACACGAACUACUUUCAAUCCACACAGAGCGGGCAAUAUAUUUAAAGAAGUCAAAAAAAAGGAAUAAGACACGUGACGAACUUCUUAAGAGACUGUCAGCGUUACGCAACAGUGGUGGUGGUGUUUUGUUGAUUCAUGUAAACGGAACAAGAGCUGGGGACAGAUGUCUGAAGUAUUUUGAUGAGUUUGUCGGCAGAAUAGUGACCCACUUGCUAGAACCCGGAGAAGUCUAUGCCAACACCUACAGACGUCAGUGGUUACAGGACAUCUUGGAGGAUUGUCCAGACAGUGCUGCAUUUAUUCAUAUACGCGUCGCAGCUGUGACAGGUGUAGCUACUGUAGAUUUCAAUACAAAGCUUGGCAAGGAUUAUGAGAAUGUAAUUCCCACAACACAACAACUACUCACUGUACGAUCACAUAUUCUCAAAGCUACUGACCCUGUACUUAGAAAUCUACCACCUGACAAUCAACAGUUACAUGAAGAUAUUCACAUUCAGUUAAAAGGCUUUCCACCACAACAUACCCUAACUGAAGCAAUACAAAAAGAUGCAACCGACUUUGUGGAGUACCUGUGGAAUAAGCUUAAAUUAAAGGAUAGCAUAACUUCUAUGUCAAAGAUUCCUGAAGGUGGAUCCUUCUAUUUUGGAAUAGGUGAGAAGAGUACAGCUAAGACCGACACAUAUGAAACAAUUAUUCCAGAUGUACAUGGAUUUGAGUUAAAAGUGGGUGAGGGAGAGUUAAAGAAAACACUCAAGUCAAAGCUACGUGACUGUGUACUAUGGGGUCGAAGUGAGAACACUUUCACUGCUGUCCCUUCUGAUCUGAUUGCUAUUGCAUUUCACACAAAUCCACCUCAUCCUCAGAGAUGUGUCCUAGAGGUGGCUGUGAAGUGUGUUGAAGGUGUUGUGUUCUGUGACAGCCAUGGACCUAGAACAUACGUGAUGAAAAACGGACAAAUUGACAGAAUGGAAACAGGUAUGUGGUUAGAAAGAAUAAUGUAAACCCAUACAAUUAUUAGAUGCUUACUCUGUUUUGAAAUCACUUGAAGCAGUUUGUUCCCAACAUGUCCGGAGAGAACAGCGAGUCCAAGGCUUCUUCUGGUGACAUUCAUCAUUCAGAGGGUACACCAGGGGAUAAUCAUGAAGUCCAGAUGGCUUACGAUGAAGUAACUGAUGACGGCAGCUCUCUUGGAUCGAGCCCAUACCAGUCUGAUGAAGAAAUCAUCAAGAGCCUGUUUGCCCAAGAAAAUGACUCCACGUCAAGUUCUGAUGACCAGGAACCACUUCAUGCAGAUUUUCCCUCGGGGGGAAUUAGCAAAGGCGAACGAAACCUAAUACUUGAUCAGACAGACCUCAAGAGGGCAACAGAUCCUGGUCACAGAAUAUUUCCCCAGUCUGCUAAGAAGUAUUUGGAGCUUAGUUUGCAGAACCCCGGUGGCAAAGUAGAUGUGAUUUCAAGAGAAAUCCAGAAUGUUCUACACCAACAUGUUGGUUGGGCCUACGUUGCACAUCAGAUGGCUCAUACUGACAAGUUUGAAUGUCGCAAACUACCUACCAUAUCCAUCUGUGACGUGGCUAUCAUUAGAGCCACACAACCACUACACAUCCUGACAUUUGUAGAGGACGGAGGCAAACAGGAGCAUGCAGUGGAGUACAAUGCCCAGCUGACGAGAAGCACCAUGGGUUUCAUCAAGGAGGAGACAGGUGUGUCACUUGAUGUCGUAUAUGGAGUUGUACCUGCGUCCACGUGGAAGGAUGAGAAGAUGUUUAAGGAGAAGCUAGAGCGUAUAGAAACUGUAGCCAGACGGAAGGCCUUACCUGGAUACCUCCACAUGGAUACCGAGAGAUACACAGCCAUAACCAACGCACUAGUUGACCUUUAUAGUGAACCAGGGUUGAAGGUUGAACUACAGCCUCAAGAGGACCCCCCAAACCCAGUGUCGGGUGAAGCUGAACCAGGAGUCUCACAGACUGAUACGAUGCAGCAGGGAGAAGACCUAGAAGCGGCUCGAAGAGACACAAGUCGUGACCAAUUCAUAAAUGCCUGCCGUUUCGGAGACCUGGAAACAGUCAGGGCCGCAAUGGGUGGGCUGGAUGUGAACGGCGCCGGAUCGAACGGGGUUACACCAUUAAGAGCGUCAAUAGAGAAUAGGCGGUUCACUGUCAUGGAGUUCCUUGUGGAGAAAGAAGCCAAUCCGACACUGGUGGACGGUGAAGGUCGAAAUAUUCUUCACUUGGCCAGCAUUAGAGGAGAUAAGCAGAAGGUGGAGUUUAUCCUCUCACUGAAGAAGAUGGACAUCAACGCCAAGGACAACGAAAGCAUGACAGCGGCCGACUUGGCGAGACACUGGAAAAAUGAAGAGGUGGUGGGAAUCCUGUCGUCCCAUAUGUCAAUUACAGGAUACUACUCAUCUCCGCUGCCGCCACAGGGACGCAACCCACGGCAAACUGGUUACCUGGUCUGUAACGACCAGCAAUGGGAUGCUGGGGAUACAUUCGACCCCGGGUCCCCACAGGGUUGCAAGUUACACACUAUGCAGGAGGCUGAACGUCUCCGCAAGAAAUUUCUUGAACACAAGUAUGACAAGGAAGGGAAGCUGAUAUGUGCGAAGAUCUUUAUAUUUGGCCCUGGUGGUGCUGGAAUGUCAUCCUUCUGUAAUGGCCUGAGAUCAGCACUGAAGGGUUCUGACACACCUUCCAACUACUACACAGUUAGAAAUCUCGACUGUUCACUUACUGGCACUUUCCAGGCUACACAAUAUGGAGAUCACUCGAUUAUUGACAUGCCAGGAAUUUUUGGAUCGAGUGCUUUCAAAAUGGAGGAUAUUGAAGCUAUUGCAUCCGGCAUGGUUGGCCAUGAAGCCCAGAUAACUAAAACUCUGGAUGUGAAAGGCGGCCUAUCUCAACAAAAGGCACGAAGGGAUGUGUCAUGUGCUGUGCCGGUUCUCAAUCAUGGCAUCACUCUGGUAGAUGAAUUGAAGCGUCAGAUAGAUACCAUCAUAGGGGGAUACGGCGCCCUGUCCUACCACCUGGUGCUGACUCACCUGGAUGAGUGUGACCCGCAGUUCGAGGACCAAGAUAAUCUCCCCAACCUGUACACUUCCCCUCUAGUACAGAAAGCAGUGAAGAACAUGUCAGAACAAACUGGCAUUCCAGGGUCGAACAUCAGUUACGUCAAGAAUUAUGUGACAGAAACAGAAACAGACACCAACACGAAGCUGCUUCACCUGAGAGCUCUUGACGGAAUCCUCACCUCUACAGCUGACCAAGUGGAGAAGAUGAUUGAUAACAAACUUCAAAAGAAAAAGCUUGCGUUAACCGACUGGGCCAUCCCAAUUUUAAUAUGCGCUGUUGGGAUACUUUUGUCCACUGCUCUGCUACGAAAAUAUGAAAGGCAUGUGUUUUGACAUUAGUGCAGCUGGCCAAGAAGGGACAGUGAUUUCAGACGUCAGUAGAACAUGUAUUGAGACGGAUCAGUCGUACAAGUCUUUAUAUCCGCUGCCGUGACAUGUUUGUGCCCUGUGAUAUGUACAUACGAACCCUGCGAAUGUAAAACCAUGCUCGUCUAUAAAUAUGUAGGCACAAUUAUCCUCAGUACAAUAUUAAUUAGUGUUCUUCGCGAUGAGACUCAAAACUUGUCCUCAAGAUGUCUUAAAAAUUUGAUUAAAUAAUGAAUAUAUAAAUAACACUAUUGAGUUUUUCAGUCUCGUAAAACAAAAAGCUACAUAUGUAGUUGUGAAUAAAAAGCUGAGUGCUACACACUCCUUACACACGCGAUGGGUGCUCAGGGUACAAGUCCUGAAGUACAUUUAAAUGUUCGAAUAUGUAAAUCGUCAAAUAGUUUGAAAAAUAUUCCAGAACUGUCUACCAUUCUGUAAACAUAGCAUUUGUAAGUUGUGAUUCUUCGCAUAUUCAUCAGAGCAUGUUUUGGACCGAGAGAAAAUAAUUCGACCAGUAGUGUGUAUUCCAGAAUUAUGGAGACUACUGAGCACUAAUAGGCUGCUUCUGUACAUCUAUAUAUGACGUUAUCAUAGAACGGCAGGAAAAUGUGAUGUCUUAGAGAUUGGCGUCGUAGAACUGAACCUUCCACGUUUCAUUUAUUGUUCUAUUAAAUGCUUAUAUUUUAACAUGCUAUGCUAUUAACAUAUUUUCUCUUGAUAUGCUAUUACCGCUUAUUCCUUCCAGCCAAACUACUCAAAACAGUACAAUAAGCGAAAGCCAUUAUGUUCACAGAAAAACGGUUCGCCCUUAAUUUCGUUAUAGUAUAACAGAGAUAAACUGUUCUGGCAUGGAGUGUGAGACGAACUGAUCAUUAUAAUUAGUUUUCAACUAACAGAUAUAUAACGAUUUAGUCCGAAUUCCUCCCUUUAUUGAAUAUUUGUUUCAUUGUCAUCAUAUAAACAUAUUUUGUGUCAUGUGCUGGAAUAUAGCUUGUUUGUUUUUCCACCUUUAAAUUUGUUCAGACACCAAAAAUAGAAAUUACGCUAUGAAACAUCUGUUAUCAUAAAAUUGUUCUUGAAAGUUGAAGAUCAAACUGACUUUUCACACGGAGCACACCACUUUACACUGUCAACCGUUUCAAAGCACAUUGGAUUUACAUUUUUCUAACCUGGGUUGAUAUAAAAAAUGAUCGUGACUUUGUUGAGACAUGGCUGUUUACCUAUUGCAAAGUCUUUGCUGCCGAGACCGCCUCCGUGGUCUAGUGUUAGAGCGUUGCCAGCCGCGUCAUACAAACGCCAAACCCAAAGACGUUUAAAGGUUCUAAUUGUUGUUUCCCUGCCUGGCGCUUGGCAUUAAGGGGCUAAAACAAGGACCGGUCGGCUCGGAGUCAGGACACUGUGUCUGAGUGGGGUAUUCAUGUUAAACUGCGGCAUGGUAUCUCAGUGUGCUAGCACUAUAAAUCGGCAUCAGUCAGGACUAGAACAAGCAGCCACACACAUGUAUUUGCAUGCACGUCGCUAUUAGUGCAUCAAUCUUGGACGCGACGUUAAGCCCGAUUCCACCUGACCACUUCUUUGCGUCUGACCACCGUCGUUUCCCGAUUUAAUUGCACUGACACAAGUGACAGGGUGGGGAUCAAGAUCAGCAGCGUAUAGAAGCCGUGUUACUCCUAUCUUGAGUAUUGGUAAUGUAGUUGAGUGUAUAGUGAUUGUAUUUAAUAUUUAAUGCUUGUGCUUCCGAGAUAAUGUCCUCGCGGUAUGCAACACUUCAUAUACAAAAGCUAUAUACAUUGUAUUGUCAGUUUACUUAAUUACAUACACUGCCUACUGUUAAGGUGGCAAUGACAAACUUUCUUACAUUUACCAAAAUGAAAAAAAGAAAUUUUAAAUGGUAUCUUUUAUUCAAUAGUGAUCAAUGCUUAUUAGAGAUACGUUUGAAAUGCAUGUUAUACCCGAAACACAAUGAUAUUUUCUUGACAUAAUGGGUACCACUGGAUGUAUUGUCGCUGUUUGUUUAUGUUUGCCUUGAAUAGUUUUAGUGAUAAUAAAUUUUAUUAGCUCAG
Messenger RNA from Haliotis rufescens (red abalone), 6165 nucleotides. RefSeq lists its product as uncharacterized. The transcript is spliced from 12 exons. Lineage: Eukaryota; Metazoa; Mollusca; Gastropoda; Lepetellida; Haliotidae. Gene Ontology annotation, molecular function: protein binding. The coding region runs from base 1727 to 4069 and encodes 780 amino acids. The record is from RefSeq and is a predicted model, not a curated record.